This is a messenger RNA of Iphiclides podalirius (scarce swallowtail), 2595 nucleotides long. NCBI's taxonomy places the organism in Eukaryota, Metazoa, Arthropoda, Insecta, Lepidoptera, Papilionidae. The record is from the annotation of a GenBank genome assembly.
AUGGAGGUUAUAGAAGAUGGUAACAUUAUGGAUAGGAUUCCUAUUCUAUUGCAAAGAGAUUUUCAAUAUUAUCAGGAAAAGCAAACGGUGUUAUCUGAGAAAAUUUGCCGAUGCGUAGUUGGUGGCAGAUUGGAUUUCCCGAGAAAUGCAUCGUUUGCAGCCAUUAAGAUUGUUCUAUGGUUAGAAGAAGAAUUUCACAUUGCAUUCAAUCAAGGUUCAGGAAUGUUUGUUACGUUAGAAAGUGAAAAGACCGAUGGCGGCGUAGCGAAGACGUCCGAUCCAGAUAAAUUCGUUCAACUGGCUAUCAAGUCCAGUGAUUCCUUACUCGAGCAUCUCCAUGUCUUAGCUCAAGAGGCGCUUGAUCACGCUGAUCUCCCGGUAUUGACAGCCACUCUUGGGGCAGCCGCUUUGCUGAAAAAUAGCCUGUAUUGCUACGUCCAACACGUUGAAGAAACUGGCAACACUGAGAGGCACUCCCGAUUGCAGGCGUGUUACAAGCGUUACGUGACAAUGUCGGAAGCUGUUGGCGAGAGAGUGCUAGAUCUACACAGCCGAGUUCUUUCUCUCUACAUACUGCAGGAUGCCGGCGGUCGGCCCAUUGAAGAACAGAGGCCUGUCCAGACGGGCACGCCGUCGGUGCAAGGCUGGUGGCUUUAUAUGAACGGUAGUCGAAAAGACCUGUGGGAUACGGUUCCGCCGAGGAUGGCUCAAAGGAUAUUUGCCGGAAUGCUUAACGAAACGUUGACCAUUCUCACCGUAAGGUAUUGUCAGACAAACACGACGGAGGCGACCACGCCUCUACUGCUGAACGACAUAUUGAACAUACUGCUAUGCGUGGCGCAACUGCUGCCCUCGAUUUGCGCCAGUGGCGCUGAUUUAGCCGGCCUGGAGGUCUCUAAGCAGACGCGCGAUGUGAGGGACGUGCACGCGAAAUGCAACGAGCUGUUCAAAUGCAUGAUAUACAGGGGCGCCGAACUGCAUUUCCUACAUCAGGCCUUCAAAGAGAAGGACGAGGGUUACACAAUCCAAAGUUGCCCGUACCCAUGGUUCACAUUCGUCAGUCCGAACCUCUUCGACAGACUGGACGGCUUCAGCAUCAAGCACACGAAAGACCUGCCAGAUAAGACCGCAAUUGGUCUGGAGCUCCUCGUCUUGCUGGCUCAACCGCAGCCUUCGUGGACUUUAUUGGUUAAGGUGCUGAUGAUGAGAGACUGCCGUCUCGCUCGCACACUGUUGUGCCACGCCGUCCGAAACAUGUCCGUCGACAACGCGCGCUGGCCCGCCAACGGGCUGUGGUACAACGCGGACGGGGGUCAGCAGAAGUGCGGCGGUUUCCUGUGCACCGCUGACGGGUUCUGCAGGUUCGAAGGGGACAGCGAUGCGGGGGAAGAGUACGCCCGCAGUGCUGGUGCGUUGGCGAACAUAAUAGCCACAGUUGGCAGCAAAGCCGAGUUGAAAUCAACUCUGUGCUACGCCUUAGAGUUGUCAGGAAGAGACUGGGCCUCCUGUUUGGACAAACGUCAAGUGUGGUGUGACCGUCGACCGCCAUGGCUCGCUGGCAUAUUAGCCAUAGUUGGAACGGCGUUGCAAUUCGUACCGCCUAUAUUAGUCAAUGCCAUACAAACGGGGGCGUCCAUGUAUCAAACCAUGUCUCUCUGCCUAACCUGCAUAUCGAGGUCGAUGGAUUGCAUUCCCCGUUGCUUCGCGAAUGCCGCCUCCGUUUUGGGCAAAACGCUGCCCCCUGGCGUCGGCCCCGUGGGGGGUUCGCUCCUGUUGCAGAUGAUGGUGACGGUCACCUACGAGGAGUUGCAGAAGUGGGCGAAGAGGGAAGCGGCGAACGAGGGAAACGUCGCAAACGGCGAGGUUCAUAAUCUAGACGCGAAACAAAAGAGGUCUAAAGCGAAGCAAGUAAGGAUUCGCAGCCUAGCUAAUACAAAUGCGUCCAGUUCCGUCAGCUUCGACGGCGUCCACAGCUCCCCUUCUUCGAUCGCUUUAGCCAUAGCGGAGGCGCUCUGUUCUAUAGACGAGGACGAUAAACACACGCAGGAGAUAGCAACGCUGGUCUCAAAAACCACGAGGGCGUUCGAGUUGUCCGACCAGUUCGGCUUAGACGAUUUUCCAGAGUUCGCCCAGUUCUUCGAGGAGGGUAAUGUUCCUGCUGCCAACGCAGAGCGCUCCAGCGACGCAGCCAUCUUGACUAAUCAAAUACUGAUGACAUCCGCUGGACGAGAUAGCCUUAGGAAAGGAGAUAUCCCAAGGGUGGUUUACGACCAUCUCCAGUUGCAUUCGGAGUGGAUUUACAAGGAGUUGGGUAUCGCGGAGGUUUGUGACUCGGAGGUGCCGCUGAAUAAAGCCCCACUGCUGUACAUCAUGUUCCAUAUUGGACGGCGUCCUUUCGAUCAGUUCCUCAGGGGUGAAUGGCCGAUGCCCUGGAGCAGGCUUGUGGCCGUCGCAAAGGCCUGGUCGGGGAUAGAGGGCGCCAAAGUGCAUGUAAACCGGCGCUGUGACGUUCGCAACGUGAAGAACCACGGGAAAUGCAACAAGCAGUUGAUGGAGCUAUACUCCAUGUUCAAAGCGCCCACCGAAGGAGUUUUG